AUGGCACGUGGUGACCGGCCGGGCCAGCCGGCCGACCUGUGGUCUUCGGGUCGAGACGAGCCCCUGGCGACGGCGGUGGGGUCCUCGCACCGCUCGCCGCCCUCGCACGGCUCCGACGAGGUGGUCGGUGCCCCCGCGCACCAGGCGGGCGUCGGCGAGCCGGACCGCGCGGUCCAGUGCGCCGCCGAGCGCGAGCACGAGCACUCCGAGGGCCACCACGGCGUGACGGUGGCCAGCAUCAGGUGGAACUUCGUCAGCGUGCCCUUCGUCUUCACUGUCUUCAUCAUACUCGCCGGCUUCACCAAGAUCGUUUUUCACCACGCCAACUUCCUCUCUUCCAUUGUGCCGGAGUCAUGUAUGCUGAUUCUCCUGGGUACAAUGGUCGGUGGAAUCGCACACUUCACACGCUCGGACUACGUGCCGAACUUCUCGCCGGACUUGUUUUUCCUCUUCCUGCUUCCUCCGUGA
This is a messenger RNA of Dermacentor silvarum, 468 nucleotides long. Its product is annotated as sodium/hydrogen exchanger 3-like. The transcript has 5 exons. Gene Ontology annotation, biological process: proton transmembrane transport. Gene Ontology annotation, molecular function: sodium:proton antiporter activity. Gene Ontology annotation, cellular component: membrane. The coding region runs from base 1 to 468 and encodes 155 amino acids. Lineage: Eukaryota; Metazoa; Arthropoda; Arachnida; Ixodida; Ixodidae. The record is from RefSeq and is a predicted model, not a curated record.